AUGUCGGCAUAUCCGACAACACCCCGCGGCAAAUCAGCCUACAACCCCAUAACACCAGCAACCUCUAGACUUGCAGCACCACCAUUAACACAGUCGUCACCUCACUAUGCCACAACGCGUCGCCAUUCGCUGUACGGUGUCGAAGACCGCGUCGUCAUCGACCCUGGCUCUCGUAUCUGGAAAGUAGGCUUCAGCGGUGAAGGAAAGCCUCGGGAUGUGUUUUACGCGACUGGACCGUCUGGAGAAAGCCUGUGGAAGCUUGAAAGGGCGUCCGACCAGCAGAAACGAGCGGAAGAAGACAAGAUGUUGGAGAUUCGGCUGCAGCGUACGAUUCGUUCGGUCUUCCAUGAUUCUCUUUUGACAGAUCCCAAGGCUAGAAAGGUCAUUCUUAUCGAGUCGCCCUUGCUGCCUUUGUAUAUCAAGGACAUGAUGGCUCAAAUUCUGUUCGAGAAUCAAGUACGGGUUCCAUCUGUCUCUUUUGCUCCAAGCCAUCUGCUUUCUCUCAUGGCGGUGGGCAGAAUAACUGGCCUUGUCAUCGACUGUGGUCACCUCGAAUCGGUCGCGCUUCCAAUAUUUGCCGCUCGACCUCUAUACCCUCAAAUACAAACCACUCCUCUGGCUGGUUCUCGCCUCACCUCCCACCUCCGAGCCCUGCUCCUCAUGUUCGCGACCUACCUGCCCCCUCCGACCUCCCUCAGCGCGGCCAUCAAUGUACCCAUAGCCAACCGUGCAACCCGUGUCCCACCAGAAGUCCUCUCAGACGCUGUCGUCGAAGAAAUCAAAACGCGGUGCUGUUUCGUGGGCGACCCACUGACCGACGAGCAGAUGCACGACGACUCGAUGAUGGUGGACGUCUCUUCCUCUGACAUCGACAUGGAAGACCCCUCUGAAGGCGCACGAUCUGAAUCUGAAUUUUCCAGGAUGGAGAGCGUGUCGUCUUCGCAAGGUGGAGGGGUGGAUUCAGAGUUUUCGGUUGUCACGGGCGGUUCCGAUAUUUCUACGUCCCUCGCUCGUUCGGAGGGAACUUUGAAAACGAUGGAGAGGAUAUUUAAGAAGAACUCGACUGCUACGGACUUGCAGAUGAGGGUUACGCCGCCUGUGUCGCAGCAGACUGGAACGGGGCUUGGGACGUUGCUUAUUCCUGGGUGGAUACGAGAGCGGGCGGCGGAGGUAUUGUUUGAGGGAGAUGAUAUUGAUGAGAGUAAUCUUGCGGAGGUUAUCUUGGAUGUUUUGCUCAAGGUUCCCGUGGAUCUACGUAAAACAAUGGCUGCUUCUAUCCUAGUCACGGGUGGAACAGCUAUGGUACCCGGCUUCAUUCCCCGACUGCACGCAGAAAUUCUACGCGCUCUUGCGCCUCCACCUCCAACGCACCGACGCGAGGAAGGACGGGUUCCGUUACCACCGUAUGAUAAAUACGCGCCACUUCGACCUCUAACCCCAUUCUUUGCGAUCCUUAACAACCCAAAUCCACCUACGGCUAAAUCUGAAAGAGCGAAAGCAAAUGCGGGGAAGGCGCCUGCGUUUGCCCCGGCGAUGCUAUCGUGGGUUGGGGGUUCGCUAGCCGGGUCGUUGAAAACGGGUGGUGCGGAGGUACCUAGGGAAAAGUGGGAUGAGGGCGUGGAUGCCGGGGAGGACGAUGACGACGAUGGGGAUGGAAUGGGCGACAGACAUAUUUCGAUGACUCCGCAUACUCAGUCUACUACAUCUCCGAGGUCGAAGACUUUGCUGCCAGACUGGACGCGGUCGCCUUUACGUCCUGGCGCACCUCCUGCCAGAGCAGCAGCAACAGUCAAGUAG
This is a messenger RNA of Coprinopsis cinerea okayama7#130, 1797 nucleotides long. RefSeq lists its product as hypothetical. The record is from RefSeq and is a predicted model, not a curated record. The coding region runs from base 1 to 1797 and encodes 598 amino acids. NCBI's taxonomy places the organism in Eukaryota, Fungi, Basidiomycota, Agaricomycetes, Agaricales, Psathyrellaceae. The transcript is spliced from 6 exons. Gene Ontology annotation, biological process: microtubule-based movement.